AUGCCUGCUGAAUCGUCUUCUAGCGAGGACAACUUGAUUCAGUGCUAUAAUAAAGGCUGCGGGCAGAAGUUCGACCCGAACGACAAUAACCCAGACUCAUGUUUAUAUCACCCCGGUCCGCCGUACUUCCACGAUGCUUACAAGAUAUGGAACUGCUGCAAUAAAAAAAGCACUGACUUCGGUACCUGGCUCAACUUUCCGGGAUGUACUCGUGGGAAGCAUAAUGGGGAAAAACCUGCUGACAUAGUGAAAGUGGCCGCUGUGAAGGAGAUACGGCCAGAAAAGGAAGAAGAUGUCAUCGUGUGGAAAGGAUUGAACAAACCAGCUGAACGUAAGGCGGAAGAAGAAAGGAAGGAAGUAGCUCUGAAGAUGGAUGUUACUCCUGGCGCCCAAGCGGCUUUGCAACGCUAUCGCGAACAACAAGGAAACAAUCCAACCAGUAAUGAAUUACGAAUUGGAGCACCGUGCAGGAACAACGCGUGCGAUAAGUCAUAUUCGGGUCCGGAGUCAGACGCAACACCAUGUAUUCACCAUCCUGGUCAGGCAAUAUUCCAUGAAGGCAUGAAGUAUUGGUCUUGUUGUGAGAAGAAGACUUCUAACUUCAACGCUUUCUUAGCGCAAGGUGGCUGUCAGAGAGGAAAGCAUCAGUGGAGCGCAAAUGAAAAAGUCGAGAACAUACGAGAUGAUUGGUUUUCUAGUAACGGAACGAUCACAAUUAAUGUGUAUUGCAAAGGUGCGGUUCCUGAUGACGUCCGAGUAACCAGCGAUGGGCAGAUGUUGCGCCUCCAUGUUGUCCAUGGUUUUGGGAAGAAAGAAACGGAUCUUAUCUAUGAUCUCUGGGGUGAAAUUAUAUGUAGUGAAAGUCGUGUUGUAGUAGGAGAAAGGAAGGUGGAAAUUAUUAUGAAGCAGAAGGAUGUUGCUGGUUGGCCUCGGUUGCGUUACGACCCUGCUUUAGAUGGAAGGGAGAAUGUGGAAGAAGUUGUGGCAGAAUGA
Molecule: messenger RNA, 993 nt
Organism: Ostertagia ostertagi
Lineage: Eukaryota; Metazoa; Nematoda; Chromadorea; Rhabditida; Trichostrongylidae
Source: the annotation of a GenBank genome assembly